AAUGAGAAUAGCAAUUUUAUUGGUAUUGAUUGCAAUAUCAGUCGCAACAGAAACUCAUCUCACUGCUAUAAAGCAAUUAAGAGAAGUAAUAAAUGUUUAAGUAUAUUCCAGAAAACAAGAAUCACUCCAUUUAGCGAUUAUUUUUAUGGCAUGCUUGAAUUGCAUUAAUCAAGUAAAUUAGGUGAAGUAGUCACCAUUGUGUAAUCGAUGUUAGACAAACUCAUCGCUGCCUCUGGGGCUAAUGAAGCUGAACAUUCCGCUGUAACUCUAUAUUUCUCAUUGUUUAGCAACAAGCCAAUUUCGAAUAGCAAAUUUCUAAAUUAGAAAAUACCCUAGAAACAACCGAAAGCGAACUGAGUUCAGUGAAUCAACAAAUAAAUGACUUGACUUCCGAUCUAUCCUCACUUACCCAAUCCUUGAGUUUCCAAGGCCAAUAACUCCUAUUGUUGUCCAAUCAAAUCACACAAUUGACUGAUAACCAUUAGGAAGAAGUCAGAGCAGCCGAAGAGAAAUUCAACAAUAACUCCAGAUAUUUGGCAGCUGUCGAAGAAGUCUUGAGAUUUUUAGGUGAUGCUCUUUUGGGAAACACUAGCUUAAUCGAGAGGGAAAGAGCUAUCGAGGCAGCCAAACAAGCCUUGGGAGACAAGCAUCCCAUUGCUAUUAUGAUUCAAAUGACAUCCCAAUACGAUGACAACACCAUCAGAAGAGUUAUCAGCAAAUUAGAAGGAAUUGCAAAAAAUGUCCAAGAAAGAUUGGAUGCCAUCAAUACUUCCUCCACCAAUUCAGAGCAGCAAUACCAAACCUUAAGAAGUCAAUUUGAAACCACCUACAGCAAUUUGGAUAAGGACAAACAAUUCAAUCAAAGACAAGCAACUGCUAAGGACAACGAUCUAGUACAUUUAAUUCAUAUUAUCCAAAGGCAUCGAACAAGAGAAGACAAGAAGAGUUACAGGAACUUAUCUCCACCACCAAGGAGUUGCUUGAUUAAACCAGAGUGGCUGAAGACAAUGAAAAUACAAGCUAUACAAGCAAAAGAUCACACAUUUCAGAAGAAAUUAGCAUCGUAUAGAGUGCUUUGGAUUUAUUAUCACAAUUACCAGCUUAAUGAUAUGAAUGAGAAUAAU
Molecule: messenger RNA, 1124 nt
Organism: Paramecium octaurelia
Lineage: Eukaryota; Ciliophora; Oligohymenophorea; Peniculida; Parameciidae
Source: the annotation of a GenBank genome assembly